Molecule: messenger RNA, 1491 nt
Organism: Torulaspora globosa
Lineage: Eukaryota; Fungi; Ascomycota; Saccharomycetes; Saccharomycetales; Saccharomycetaceae
Gene: ALD6
Product: aldehyde dehydrogenase (NADP(+)) ALD6
Exons: 1
Coding region: 1-1491 (496 amino acids)
Molecular function (GO): aldehyde dehydrogenase (NAD+) activity
Source: RefSeq, a predicted model, not a curated record
AUGCCUGAAACCACUCCAGCUAAGUCAGUCCAAAUUACAUUACCUAAUGGCUUGAAGUAUGAGCAGCCAACCGGUUUGUUCAUCAACAAUGAGUUUAUACAGUCGCAAGGUGGUGAGAUUCGUGAAGUUGAAAACCCUUCCACGAAUGAAAAGAUCGCAGAUAUUUCUGCUGGGAAUGAAGCUGAUGUUGAAUAUGCGGUAGAGGCUGCCGAGAAGGCUUUUUACAGUGAAUGGUCUACCCAAGACCCGAAGUUGAGGGCCAAAUAUCUGUACAGGUUGGCCGAUCUAAUUGAAGAAAAUUUCGACCUCGUCAGCUCGAUCGAGUCUGCAGAUAAUGGUAAGACUCUAGCUCUCUCCCAAACUGACGUUAAGUUGGCUAUAAACUGCCUGAGGGAUGGGGCAUCCUAUGCAGACAAGAUUGACGGCAGAGUAAUCAACUCCGGUGAUACACAUAUCAAUUUGACCUUCCAUGAGCCUAUUGGUGUAUGUGGACAGAUCAUCCCAUGGAACUUUCCUAUAAUGAUGUUUAUUUGGAAGAUCUCCCCAGCGCUGGCUAUGGGAAAUACUUUGGUCUUGAAGCCGGCGUCUGCGACACCUCUGAAUGCAUUGUUCGUGGCAUCUUUGGCCAAGAAGGCUGGUUUCCCUCCUGGAGUAUUGAAUGUCAUACCAGGAUCCGGCAGUAAGGUCGGGUCUGCCAUUGCAAACCAUAAGAGGAUUAGAAAGGUUGCUUUCACUGGCUCUACAGAGAUCGGAAGAAGCACAGCUGUCGAUGCAUCUAAAUCCAAUUUAAAGAAAGUUACCAUGGAGCUUGGUGGAAAAUGUCCUCACUUGGUGUUUGAUGAUGUGGAUAUUGAGAAGACGGUACCAAAUCUGGUGGCCGGUAUCCUAGAGAAUGCAGGCCAGGUUUGCUCCGCUGGGUCUAGAAUAUAUGUUCAAGAAGGCAUCUAUGACAAGAUUGUAGAAGCUUUUAGAAAAUAUGUCGAAAUGAAUGUCAAGGUUGGUGAUCCCUUCGAUGACAGCAAUUUCCAAGGUGCAAUUACCAACAAGCAGCAAUAUAAUACUAUUCUAGAAUACAUUAAAAUUGGCAAAGACGAAGGUGCGAAGAUAUACGGUGGUAGGAAAUUGGGAGACAAAGGCUACUUUAUCGAACCAACUAUCUUUUACGAUGUCAAACAAAACAUGAGAAUUGUGAAAGAGGAGAUAUUUGGACCUGUGGUGGCUAUUGGUAAAUUUAAGACGUUGCAGGAAGCCGUGGAUUUGGCAAAUGAUUCGGAGUACGGUCUUGCAGCGGCAGUGGAAACUUCAAGCCUAUCAACUGCCUUGACUGUAUCUAGGAAAUUGCAGUCUGGUACUGUGUGGGUCAAUACUUAUAAUGACUUUGAUUCGAGAAUGCCAUUUGGUGGUGUAAAACAGUCUGGUUACGGAAGGGAGAUGGGCAAAGAAGUCUACGAAGCUUAUACCAACGUAAAAGCCAUCAGAAUCAAAUUAUGA